This is a messenger RNA of Ostrea edulis (European flat oyster), 1451 nucleotides long. RefSeq lists its product as uncharacterized. The transcript has 6 exons. Lineage: Eukaryota; Metazoa; Mollusca; Bivalvia; Ostreida; Ostreidae. The record is from RefSeq and is a predicted model, not a curated record. The coding region runs from base 140 to 1441 and encodes 433 amino acids.
CAGAUAAAAAGUCACGUGGAAACCAACGCAGGUUUGUUGAUAAUUCCACAUGACAGGCAGCAUUAUAAAACCAAACUGACCACUUUUGUAAAACGAAUUCAAUCACAAGGCUGUACCCUCUUGGACGUUCUUGACCAACAUGUCUUGGAAAUAUAUCGUGUCCUGUUUGUCAUUGGUCGUUAUAUGCUCAAGUGAAGCCGUGCACAAAAUUGGAAAAAUUUCAUUAAAUACGGCAGCAUUUGCUAAUCUAUAUGAAAAUCCAAAUGCUCGAUCUCCAAAUGAAAAAUAUGACUUACUUCUCACGACGUUUUCGGGUAACCCGUUUGUAUCCGGAACAGUGAGUCUUUAUCGUGGCAUUGGACAACAUAUGAGAAACAUCGGAAACAUUCAGAAAGAAGUUUUAGCGAACAAGAUGUCGUGGCCCAAUGAAGUAUCUGGAGUUCCAGAAAGCGUCUUUGGUAAACGCAUGGUGGUAAUUCCUGACGGAUUUCUCGUCCCCUUUAAGGACGACGGAUACAUUUAUAUUGUUGAUAUUUCCGGAAAUACCCCACGGGGACCAUACAAACUGACGGACCACACAGAGGGGAAAUGGUUCUACCACCGUGUGCUGUGGAAGGAUAUGGAUGGGGAUGGAGAUUUAGACAUAUUAACGUGUCGCGCCAGAGAACCAGUUUUUUCAAUAUUCUCGUCAAAAGACACAGAAAUGCUCUGGCUAGAAAAUCCGGACAACCACCAAUACACAUCUCCAUGGAAACAACAUGUUAUUACACACGGGCCCGAUGUGUACUUCCGGAAUCUGAAGAUUAAUACGACAGAUGGAGAAUUUGACGUCAUAGUCACGUCGGAGUUUUUUAAAAAGAAGUUGACCAUUCAUUGGACAACUGACAAUAUGAAAAGAUGGAAUGAUUUGACAAAGGUUCACUCGAGAACAAUAGACACAACAGCCGGGGCUUUAUUCGACGUCGAAAUUAAUGACGUCAACGGUGAUGGCCGGGAGGAUUUCCUCGUUGUCUCCAAUGGAAUGAAUGGGAGUGUGUUGGUCUAUGAAGUCCCAAACGAUUUCCGAACGGACAACUUCCCAAGACACACGAUAGCAACAAAUUUUGUCCCACGAACAAAAGGUCAAGGAAAAGGUGCUCCUGGUUCAGCAUUUUGCAUCCGAUCUCUCGCAUCAGACAAGAGCACGCGGCCAUUCAUUUUGGUGUCGGGUGACGAUGAUGGACGUGCCUAUUUCUUAGAGCCUAACAGCAAUAAUGUUCAAGAUUGGACCUACACCAAAAACACAUUCCACGACGCCGGAAGCGGAACGGUGGGACAAAUUGCUUUUGCAGACGUAGAUGGGGACGAUUUCAUUGACAUUUUUGUACCAGACUAUAACCUUAACGAUGUCUCAAUAUACACAUUCGCGCCUUCUGAACAAACAGUUUUUGGAUACAAAUGAUCAUAUGUGA